AUGAGUAACUUAUUUUAAACAGUAAUUGGGAUUUACAUUUCAUAUUUUUCAAUUGAGGCGAUUCUUCAUUAGCUUUAUAUUGGAAAAGCUAUACGAACCAGUCAUGGAUAAUAUCUCUGUCAAUGACAACUUUAUUAAUACGUUCAUCCAAGGACAAGAAAGUUGUAUACACAACGCUAAUGAUUCCACUGUAAAUCUUUUGACCACUUUUUCUACUGACUGUUUAGUUUCACAUGAUGACCAACAGUUGACCACAUUAGUACCAGCCCCAAAAGUGAUGCCAGUACAAAAACCUGCUGCAAAUAUAAUUCCGGAUGACAAACCCUAUGUUAUCAUUGUUGAUCAACCGAAAACUCAUGGUUUCCGUUUUCGGUAUCAGUGUGAAGGACGGUCUGCUGGCAGCAUUCCUGGAGAGAAAAGUACAAAUGAGAAAAAGUCAUAUCCUACCAUAAAGAUUUGCAAUUACAAAGGUCCUGCUGUUGUAAUUGUGUCAUGUGUCACCAAAGAUGAUCCACCAAAGCCUCAUCCUCACUCCCUUGUGGGCAAAGAUUGCAAAAAAGGAGUCUGUACUGUGAAGUGUUCUGUUUCAGAUACCAUUUCUUUUCAAAAUCUUGGAAUUCAGUGUGUCAAAAAGAAAGAAGUUGCUGAAGCUCUGAAAACACGACAAGAAAUUAAUGUAGAUCCAUUUAAAACUGGAUUUGAUCAUGCACACAAUUUGAAUAUUGAUUUUAGUGUCAUUCGUCUUUGUUUCCAAACAUUUAUACAAGAUUCUCAAGGUCAAUACAGAAUCCCAUUGAAUGCUGUCGUCUCCCAACCGAUCAUUGACAAAAAAACUCAAAAUGAGUUGUCCAUUGUUAGAAUGGACAAAUGUUCAGGACGAGCUUGUGGACGUGAUGAAGUGUUUUUACUCUGUGAGAAAGUUGCAAAAGAUAACAUAAGAGUACGCUUCUUUGAAGAAGACUCUCCUUGGGAAGCUCUCGGGGAAUUUAAUCCAUCCGAUGUCCACCAUCAAUACGCUAUUGUAUUCAAAACGCCACCCUAUAGGAAUAUCAGAAUUACAAAAGAUGUGACUGUAUUACUACAGUUAGUUCGACCUUCAGAUUUUGCAUCAAGUAAUCCAAUCAAGUUCACCUACCAACCAGAAGAUCCUGAUCCAGACAGGAUUGAAGAGAAGAGAAAGCGGAAAGUUCACACAGCAUGUGCUUCAGAUGCGCAAACUAUUAGCAAAAAUGAUCUAAGAAACCGUCUUCGCUUGCGAGCAAUUCGAGGAGGCAAAAGUGAAGUAAUGCCACAUACUUCGAACUAUGAUAUGAAACUUGAAGAACCUAGUAACUUGAACUGUGUAAUGCCUUCUAACCCUAUUCAACAUGAAGUACCAACAUUUCCACCCACUGAUCUAUUUUCAGUAGAGCCAACUUAUGAAAGUUCUAGUUCUAUAUUGAAAGCUUUGGAGUUAUCUCAAGCAGAAGACAUUGGAUUUUUAUCAGAAGACACAUUCAGUAAAUAUCUAUCAGAUUUAAGUUCAACCAACACUUUUGCUAAUAUAACAGAUACACAUGACCUUGCUUUAGAAUCAUUAAAUUUUUAUCAAGAUAAAUUUAAUGUUGAUUCUUCAAGCAGUACAUCACAAUGUGUUGGACACAAUAUUCCAAGGCUUGAUGGCAUUUACAAUAUUAUCAUGGCAUUUAUAGAAAAUAUAUAUUUUUAUCUGUUAUAUUUUCUUAAGUUCAUCAUCAAUGAAGAAUGUUGUUUUCUACAAAUGAAAUUUACUUUGUUGGUGUUUCUAGUGAUAACUAUCAUAAAGAAAUAUGACCAUUUUUGAGAUUCUUCCCAGGAAUAUAUUAACAAACAUCAUUUUUUUUUCAUUACUCUGCUCUUACAUUUCUUCCCAGUGAAGUUGUCUUUUAAUUAAUUUUACUUAUACAAUUAAAGCUGAUACUCUAGUGUAAAGAAUUUCCAACAAAAUUUGUGAAAAGAAUCCUUUUACUUGUAAAUUACCAUUGAUAUAAUUGUAAAAUCUUUCUCUCUUAGAUAUUAUGAUAAAAAAGUUGUUACAUUUUCGCUUUGAGUAGAAAAAGAUGCCAUUGUUGUUAUUUAGUUGUUCCAUUUGGCAUUGUUUAAGAAUAUAUUGGGCACAGAAAUGUGUGAUUGAUUUUUAAAACAAAAUUUUACCCUAUGUAUUUUCUGAACAAUAAUGGGGUUGGCUCUAAGUUUUCAGCAGGUGAGUCACUGUUUCAGGCAUUUCUUAUGGCAAAAGUGAUGAGAGAGGGAUUGUGUAACUGAGGUGGAAUAAAUACCACAAGGUAUUUUUGCUUGAAAGCUGCGGCAACUUUAUCAGCUUCUUGCUGAUAGACAUCAGUGAAAGAUACGCACGCACACACACACACACACACAUACACACACAUGAAUCUUUCCAUCAACUUCCUAGAUGUGGCCACGCUAUUUUACAAAGAGGUAUGUCUUAAUUUUUAUAAGUGAAAAUGCAUUUUUGGUGACUCUAGACAUUCUUUUGUCUACAGCUUGAGCAAUUAUGUAGAAGCUCCUUUAUGUACUUGUGAAAUACCUUUGUUACACCUAAAUUGGAUUUCCUUAUUUUCUAAUCACAAACCAUUUAUGAAACUUAGAAUGGGAUUGAUAGAAUUAAGAGAUAGGUUGCCGUGAAUGCUAACUGUUUAGUAGCAUUGAUCUAAAAAAGAUACUUUUAUUCUUUUACACGUUUCAGUCAUUUGACUGCAGCCAUGCUGGAGCACUGCCUUAAAGUGUUUUAGUUGAUGAAAUCAACCCCAGGAUUUAUUCCUUGUAAGCCUAACACUUAUUCUA
Molecule: messenger RNA, 2820 nt
Organism: Octopus sinensis (East Asian common octopus)
Lineage: Eukaryota; Metazoa; Mollusca; Cephalopoda; Octopoda; Octopodidae
Product: putative transcription factor p65 homolog
Exons: 12
Coding region: 104-1822 (572 amino acids)
Biological process (GO): innate immune response; canonical NF-kappaB signal transduction; cellular response to stress
Cellular component (GO): cytoplasm
Molecular function (GO): DNA-binding transcription factor activity; DNA binding
Source: RefSeq, a predicted model, not a curated record